GGGCCGCUGUCUGUCUGUCAGUCAGAUCGCUUUCACCGACAGACAGAGCCGUCAGAGGACGCAGGCAGUGCGCUCUCAUGGCAUUUGACACCGACCAGGACCACGAGUGUCCGGUGUGCUACGAGAGCCUGUCGGGCGCGGAGCGCACCUUGAGCUGCGGUCACGUCUUCUGUCACGACUGUUUGGUCAAAACGCUUGUCAGCGUGCGCAGAGACGGAGACAUCAGGGACACCAUCAUCUGCCCCGUCUGCCGACACCUCACAUUUAUUAAGAAACUAAAGGAGGCGGCGGCGGCGGCGUCCCACGCGGAGAACAAAGACCCAGAUGGAGGACAAACUCUGGAGGUUCCUCUGGCGCUGCAGCCGCACCAGGACGCGCAGCGCGCCUCCACAGACAGUCCGCGGCGGGGCGUUCAGUGGCUCUCUCACUGCUUCAGAGAGAUCUCUGAGCGGAUCCAGCGACACAGACUGGUCAGUCCUUGUCAUACCGCCUCUCAGAUCUUCAUCAUCAGCACCCAGGGGCGGCCCAUGGAUGAGGAGGACGCGCUGAACGCGGUGACGACUGCGGUCCGGCCGCCGCGCAGACGGAGGCGCAGGAUUUGCACCACUGCGCGCUGCCUGCUCUUGUUGCUUUCGGUUUUUACUGUUCUGGCGCUGGUGGCUGCAACGUUACCCUGGAUUUUCUUGGCAUAACGCCGAGAUGUAGAGUUCUGGAUUGCCAAAUGCCAAUUAAACUGACAUUUGAAUGCCACGUCAUUAUUGGUGUGGAGCAAACUCCUGUUCACAAUUAUUUGGUGCACGAAAAGUCACGACCAGUGACUGCUUUCAUGUCUCACCAAUGAUCCAAAGACUUUAAGAAGCGGUGAGGUAUAUUUUUCCCAGAUUUUUAAAGUGAUUUUUCUUGGAUGCUUGCGGUCUUUAUGUGCGUCACAGUGUCAAUGAAGUAAAGUAAUGGUGCUUGGUUUUUGCUUUCUGAAUGUAUAUGACUUCAUAAUGUGACUUCAUUAUGACGCCAUUCAUACCACUCAAUCAGAAAUGUUUUGCUGAUCAAUAUAUGCUUUAGCUCAUCCAUCCAUGCUUCUUGGUUGUGCCAUGUAUAAAAAAGGUGGUGGUAGAUACAAUGGGCCUCAUAUAUCAACGUUGCGCACUUGUGGCGUAAAUUUACGGUGUAAAUUUGAAGUACACCAAAGUUGCCGUGACAUGUAUCAAGCAGUGCGCACCUGCCCAUUUCCGGCGUACGCCUGACGUGAUCUU
Messenger RNA from Thalassophryne amazonica, 1253 nucleotides. RefSeq names its product RING finger protein 222. Lineage: Eukaryota; Metazoa; Chordata; Actinopteri; Batrachoidiformes; Batrachoididae. The coding region runs from base 78 to 692 and encodes 204 amino acids. The record is from RefSeq and is a predicted model, not a curated record. The transcript has a single exon.